Messenger RNA from Aplosporella prunicola CBS 121167, 3654 nucleotides. RefSeq lists its product as uncharacterized. Bases 1 to 3654 code for a protein of 1217 amino acids. The transcript is spliced from 4 exons. Gene Ontology annotation, molecular function: phosphatidylinositol binding. Lineage: Eukaryota; Fungi; Ascomycota; Dothideomycetes; Botryosphaeriales; Aplosporellaceae. The record is from RefSeq and is a predicted model, not a curated record. Gene Ontology annotation, cellular component: intracellular membrane-bounded organelle.
AUGGAACUCACCCGUAGGGAUGUGAUUCUCGCUUGCGUCGCGGUCUUCGUCGCAUGGGGCUUCGUCACCAAUUGGCUCCCGUCACUACGAUAUUUCCCUCACGCCUUCAUCGCAGGCAUCGCCGUCUCCAUAGCAGCCUUCGGUUACCUGGCCCUCUCAACCUCUCGUGGACAUGAUUCCCAUCUCAGGCGGUACAAGCGCACAACUCCGCGUCUGGCAUUUAUCACUGCGCCAAAAUGGUCGCAGGAAAUCAACUCUUUGAACAACAGGUUGCUGUACCGGCGAGAACCUCUUUACCCCCCUUCAUUCGUCAUAUCCGACCACCUUGACGGACUUCUCGACCUUCUGUUACGCGACUUCGUUGCAAGCUGGUAUGGCAGCAUCAGUGGGAGGCCGACAUUCAUAAAUGAAGUGGACCGAGCCAUACGGGCGGCUCUGGACAACAUUCGGGACAGGCUGUUGGCUGUCGACCUGGUGGAAAUUGUCAUUGCCAGAGCCGUGCCCUUAGUAACAGCUCAUAUGAGGGACUUCUAUGAGGCGGAGCGCAUUGUCCGUGGACGAAAGUUGUCGCGGGACGUGACCGAGUCAGAAGAGCUUGAUCUGGCGAUUGCUGGGAAAUAUCGGGACGGCAAACUGCAUCCUGCGGCUUCACUUACUUAUACCAACACCAAGGUCGUGCAGCAACAACAUUUGCGAAGCAUUGUAGCCCGGUUGAUGGCGCAAGUGCUUCCCCGCAAUAUGAGGACUAGCUCUGCCGUAAAUACCUUGAUAAAAGAGAUUGUUGCUUGCGCCGUACUAUUUCCGGUCAUGCAAAUGCUUUCCGAUCCGGAUACGUGGAACCAGCUUCUGGAGGGUUAUGGGCGCACACUUCUGCAAGAUAGGAAAACGGUCCGCAAACUUCGGGCGGCACUCGACGAACACGCGCCUUCUUCACCGAGUACGACUACAUUCCCACGAUUAGCACCUCACGACAGUGAGCGCAGAUUCGAGAGAUUCAUCCGUUCUAUGAGACAAUGCAAUUCCCUCACCGAUGCCCGCCGAUUCAGAAACGAAAUUGCAAGUCAACUCAAGAAAGAUGCUGCGGUAGAGGGGCAGGAUCCAUUGUACCUUCGUCGCCUCGAGACUGCCAAACGGAUUUUGGACCAAAGAGUUGCCCACCUGAGCUCUGGAGGCGCAGCUAAGCAAAAAGCAGCACCGCAAACUCCAGGAAGCCUCAUACGCUCUGAUUCUAGAGUGGAGACUGCCAACUUGCGCCAAGUGCUGUACGACUCUUCGGGUCUCUCGUAUUUCAUGGAAUUUAUGGACAGGCAAGGACUUAUGCGGCUUGUCCAAUUCUGGAUUGUGGUAGAUGGCUUUCGCAACCCAUUGGAAGAGGAUACGGAUGAACCAGAGGAUGAUGCCGGAUUCAAGCAUUCUUGGGGAAGCUCAGAGCGGGCCGACCUAGCCCAGAUUUAUGAGGCUUACAUCACAAAGCCGGAACUGGCAGUCCCAGGAGAAACGCGGCGAAUGGUGAGCGAGUUUCUGAAUGCCGGUAGGGCUGCUACCAGUUCACAAUACCUGGCAGCAAGGCGCGCUGUUUUGCAGGUGCAGACGUCGGUAUAUCAUGUCAUGCAGGAGCGUCACUUCCCCAAGUUCAAAAGAUCCGACCUCUUCUUCAAGUGGUUGGCGUCCGAUGAAGCUUCUUCCAUUGCCAAGAGUCCAUUAAAUGGACCGGAAAGGAGUGUCACUGUUCCGGCAUCCUCAGCUUCUCUUGCAAGACCGCCAAAUCUUUCUCGUACCUCAUCUACCAAAAGCACACUCCUAGGACCGGACCUUCGCAGAGCAGCAGUAUCAUCCUCGGAUCUCAAAAAUGUCAAGACAGCUGAGGUUGCUGCUCCUGCUCGGAGAUCUUUGGACGAUGGCGGACGUGCACCUCUUUUCGAUGAUGACUAUGACACCGAUCCGCUCGCACGCUCGACACAGAGCUUUGACUCCGAAAUGGAUAUCGCAAGAGCCAAUGGUGAUAACAGUCAGAUAGUAGACGCCAUGCAAGCCGCCUUGAACGAUAUUAUGGAUGCCGAGCCAGACAGAGAUUCGCUUUUCUCUGAUAGUGGCCCUAGGUCGAUCCAAGAUACUGAUUCCUUGAGGGGUUCUUUGGAGAUUUCUCGUUCAACUUCCCCUAAUCAUUCGAAAAGAGACAAAGAAAGGCCGAACAUCGCAUCGCUUGGCCUUGUAGGCGUUCCUUCAAACAGAGGUGUCUUCACAGAUAAUCUUUUCGGGGAUGAAGAAAAGUUCCUUGAAGACGAGCUGGAAGAUUCGGAUACCAAUGGCAAGGAUGAGGAAGACCAAAUCCAUGAAGCUGCGCCAGGCGACUUAGGUCUCGCUGAAGCGAUCGAUGCGCUGUCCCAGGAGAUUGACAGAUUGGUCAACCAAGAGUCUAUCGUUGAUUCUCUUACGAGAAAGGCCGAACUUACCAACAAUGCUGCGGAGUUAAGGAUUCUUAAGAAGUCAAAGGCGAGUCUACAACGGGAAAUACAUAGGAAAGAGCUUCAGCGGCAGCAGUAUGUUGUACAAGAGAGCGACAACAGUCUCUACGGCCGCGCCACGAUAUCAAUUCAGUCCAUCAUGGUUGGCAACGACGAGGAUGGGCGCGAGUUCGCAAUGUAUGUUAUCGAGGUACGCCGACAGGCAGGAGAACACAUGCCUGCUGCUGCCUGGGUAGUGGCCAGACGCUAUAGCGAGUUCCACGAGCUUAACAAACGGCUUCGAGCGCAAUAUCCCAUGGUUCGCAACCUGGACUUUCCACGCCGGCAGAUGGUUCUCAAACUGCAGAAGGAUUUCCUCCAGAAACGUCGGGUGGCCCUAGAGAGAUAUCUCCGAGAACUACUGCUGAUCCCAGCCAUAUGCCGAAGUCGUGAACUUCGCGCCUUCUUAUCGCAACAGACCAUCUCUUCUUCUGACCCCACGAACCCGCAGGCGGAUACUAGAGACUUCGUUGCGCGCAUUUACAGCUCUGUCACAGACGGAAUGGAAGAAUUUCUUGGAAAUAUUCCAGUGCUUGACCAGCUUUCAUUAGCAGGACAGAAUCUUAUUUCUGCCGCAACUAACCAGCUCAACAACGCUGGACCGUUGGGUAACGGCGGAAACAGCGCGCUGUCGAACGACCCCCAAACAGCCGCAGAAGCGGAGGCCGAAUUACGUGCGUAUGAAAGUCGCGAGCUUGAGCCGUUCAUCAAACCCAUUUGCGACCUUUUUCUGGAAUUGUUCGAGCUGAACCGCGAGAACAAUUGGUUAAGAGGGCGGGCUGUGGUUGUAGUUCUUCAUCAACUCCUCGGCGGCACGAUUGAGCGUAAAACCCGCGAAAACGUCAAAAUUUUCACACAAGAAGAUAAUAUGGCCAGAUAUAUCAGCAUGAUCAAGGACAAAAUGUGGCCAGGCGGCGGACCAAGGCCGCAGGCUGUGCCGAGAACUCCUGCGGAAAAGGCACGCAGCCAAAAGGAGGCCGGGCUGUUACUGGCCACACUGAUACCGGACUUGGCAGGCAGCGUGGUAGGCAGGGCGAAUGCACAAGCAGCCAGCAGAAGAAUACUCGCAACCCUAAAUAACCAGCGUUUAAACACCCAUCUUGUCUUUACAUUAAUGGACGAGGUUUUGCAGGUGAUCUUUGGGGCCUAG